CGUCCCAGGCCCAGGGUCCUCCAGCUGGAGAGAAACCUCCCAGGAUCAUGAACUGCCUGACGACGGCUCUUCUGCUCAUUUUCCUCCUGGGCCUUUCUCUUCAGCCCAUCUAUGCUGCUCCACAAGGGAUCCUGGAAGACACAACCUGCUGUUCAAGCGUCAUUAAGUUACCUAUUCGUUUUGGUAACCUGAAGCAUUUCUACAGGACCUCCUGGGGGUGUAGGAGGCCAGCUGUGGUGUUUGUGACUCUCCGGAAUACGGAAAUCUGUGCUGAUCCACAGGCCAAGUGGGUGCAAAAUGCAAUACGGCGCCUGGAGAAAAAGAAGUAGUUUGGGACAGCGGACUGCCACAGGCCUGCGCUCCCCUCGUCUCUUUUCUGCCUCCCAGGGCCAGCUGGCUCUGCUCUAUUUAUGUAAAAUGCCUAUUACUC
Molecule: messenger RNA, 430 nt
Organism: Pelodiscus sinensis (Chinese soft-shelled turtle)
Lineage: Eukaryota; Metazoa; Chordata; Testudines; Trionychidae
Gene: CCL22
Product: C-C motif chemokine ligand 22
Biological process (GO): chemokine-mediated signaling pathway; eosinophil chemotaxis; positive regulation of GTPase activity
Cellular component (GO): extracellular region
Molecular function (GO): CCR chemokine receptor binding; chemokine activity
Source: RefSeq, a predicted model, not a curated record